CAGCCUCAUUAUCAUUUUGUCUUUGCUCGAGGGAAUUAUAUAACCCUUCAGACACAGGCAAACUUCAGUCAGUGGAACUUCACUAAGGUAGUGCAAAAUAGGGAACAGAGUAGGAUAGGAAACCGGAGAGACUGGACUGUUAUUAUCCAUUAAUGGACAACCUUCAGAGUAAGAUGGUUCUUUCUUUCAACAUCCUGAUGCUGCUCCUCCUGCAGCUGGCUCUGUCAGACCCAGUGCCGCUGACCACACGCUCCAGAGGAUGUCCUGGCUGCAAAGGAAAGCCCUCACAGAGUCAGCCAUUGGUGGAUUUAAACACCACCUCUCUGGCUGUUGGAGCCCUGUGUGGAGUCUACACUCAGAGCUGUGCCCAUGGGCUGCGCUGUGCACCGCCACAGGAUGAGCCGAGGCCUCUCCGAGCUCUGCUGGAGGGCAGAGGGGUCUGCAGCAAUGCCAGCGGCGUGAGCCAGACGGAGAAGAUCCACACUGCAGAUCUAGCUCCCACUGUGGAUCCAGAUGAGCCUCCAUGUCGAAAACUGCUUACAACACUCAUCCAAGGUCUUGAUGCACAUUUAUUUCAGUCAAACCAUGACAUCUACAUGCCCAACUGUGACAAGCGUGGUUUCUUCAGAAAGAAGCAGUGCUGGUCAUCUCGAGGGAAGCAGCGUGGAAAGUGUUGGUGUGUGGAUGAGAGCGGCAUGCCGGUCUCUACAAACACCAGAGAGAAAGGCAGCCUGAGCUGCUGAGCUGACUGAAGCAGAGGAAGAUAAAGAGGAAGGAACAUCACACAGAGGAACUGGUUCAUACUCCAUCAGCCAGAAACAGCUUUCCAACGAUGAAGAAGAACUGUUUCAAAAUCUUAGUAACUUUGUCUCUUUGCGCCCUCUGCUGAAAAUAAUGAGGUUCUAUUGAUCUGAUUUAUUACUUUGGAGAAAGACUUUGCUGAGACAAUCUUUCUCUCCCUGAUCAUUUAACUCUGCAACAACUCUGCAGAAACUUUUGCACAUUUUCAAGUAGUUUACUUUUUAAGUUCAAGAUUGUAACCCCAUAAAUAUCUCAUGUCAAGUUUUAUAGCUACAAUUAGAAACCUGUUUUUUUAUAUAACUAGAUAUAUAAAACCAUACAUAAGGUGUAAUUUGGCA
Molecule: messenger RNA, 1139 nt
Organism: Paralichthys olivaceus (Japanese flounder)
Lineage: Eukaryota; Metazoa; Chordata; Actinopteri; Pleuronectiformes; Paralichthyidae
Product: insulin-like growth factor-binding protein 6
Biological process (GO): regulation of insulin-like growth factor receptor signaling pathway
Cellular component (GO): extracellular region
Molecular function (GO): insulin-like growth factor II binding; insulin-like growth factor I binding
Source: RefSeq, a predicted model, not a curated record